AUGACGCCCAAGACUAACUCUGAGGUCGACAUCGAGAAGUCCUCAAGCAACCUCGAACCCGAAACAACCCAUCUCGAGCGACCGACUAUUAACCUUGGCAACGAGGCUGUCUUGCUCGAUGUCACUGCCGGCCACGUUGAUGGUGCUCUCCUUAGUACCUUGAAAUUGGCUAAGGACGGACAUACAGUCCUGAUUCCACAGCCGUCACAAGAUCCAAAUGACCCUCUGAACUGGUCACCCUUCAAGAAGCAUAUGAUCCUUGUCAUCCUGGGCAUCGCGGCUGGCCUGGGUGAUAUCACGUCAACCUUGGGAAUCCCUCCCAUCAUCUUGCAGGGCAUCAAAUGGAACCUGUCUCCCGCGGUCGUCAACUACAACAACAAUCUUAACGUGCUUAUGCUGGCCAUCGGCGGCAUAUUUUGGGUUCCGUUCGUGUAUUUCUGGGGCCGUGCUCCGGUCUUGUUCUGGACGACUCUAGCCGGAACACUCUUUUCUCUGGGCACCGUCCUUACGGAUGACUUCGACACGUACUAUGCCCUCCGGGCGUUGCAAGGGUUUUGUCUGUCCUCGGUCCAGGGCAUCGGCCUGAACUUUAUCAAGGACAUGUUCUACUUCCAUCAACAUGCUCGCAAGAUUGGUAUCUGGGCCGCUAUCUUCCUGACAUGUCCUUACCUCGGCCCGCCCUUUGGCAACUUCAUCAUCGCGGGCACUGGAUCAUAUCUGGGCUGUCUGUGGUUGGGAUUUGCAUUGUGUUGUGCCAAUUUGGCUCUCAUCGUCCUCUUCUCGGACGAGACUUGGUACAGGCGCGAUGUCCCAAUCGAAGAUCAGCCGGCUCGCGGUCACCGACUCCUCCGCGUCGUUGGUAUUUGGCAAUCUACGGUCCGGAAGGGAUAUUUCCUGUCCAUCCCAGAGUCUUUCCAUCGACUUUUCCGAGUUUUCGUUAAACCUAUCAUCAUUCCGAGUAUGAUCUACUUUGGCAUUAAUAUCAUGUGGGCGGUGGGGAUCAACAUCGGCACGUCAAUCUUGUUUACUGUCCCCAAAGAAGCCGGUGGAUAUGGCUUUGGGCCAAACGCACUUGGAGCAAUCUGUCUGACACCGGCAGUCGGCACGGUCCUGGCGGAAAUCUGGGGUCAUUACUUCAACGACUGGCUUGCCAACCGGUACAUCAAAAGGCACCAGGGAGUGUUUGUUCCCGAAGCGCGUCUCGUCACCAACUACAUCGCAGCCGGCAUGAUGGUUCCCGGCCUCAUCAUCCUCGGCGAGGCCUUGCAGCAUACGCUCCACUACAGUGCAAUCAUCAUCGGUUGGGGUUUGUAUACGGCCGGCACACUGACCGCGUCCGUCUCACUGACUGCUUAUCUGCUGGACGCGUACCCCGUCGCGGCUGGAGAAGUCAAUGCUCUCUUGAACUUCUCCAGAGCAAUCAGUGGCUUCUCUGUGGGGUAUUUCCAGGUGCAAUGGGGCGCGAAGGUCGGAUAUGACGGAUCUUUUGGGACACAGGCUGCUAUUGUCGGUGUGUCUGUAGGCAUCAUUGUUGUUCUUCACAUGUACGGUGGCCGAAUGCGUGCCAAGGGCGGUCAUGUGUGA
Molecule: messenger RNA, 1584 nt
Organism: Cladophialophora carrionii CBS 160.54
Lineage: Eukaryota; Fungi; Ascomycota; Eurotiomycetes; Chaetothyriales; Herpotrichiellaceae
Exons: 4
Coding region: 1-1584 (527 amino acids)
Biological process (GO): transmembrane transport
Molecular function (GO): transmembrane transporter activity
Source: RefSeq, a predicted model, not a curated record